Bipolaris oryzae ATCC 44560 is the source of this 249-nucleotide messenger RNA. RefSeq lists its product as uncharacterized. The transcript has a single exon. Lineage: Eukaryota; Fungi; Ascomycota; Dothideomycetes; Pleosporales; Pleosporaceae. The annotation marks the transcript as partial. The record is from RefSeq and is a predicted model, not a curated record.
UCUCUGGCGCUUCAUGGGAGUUUUGACCAUAUUCUCAUUGUUUUUGUUCCUUGCGGCUGCCAUUUCUCGAACCUACCUAUUUACCUAGUUUUCUCUUUUUUUUUCGUGGUUCUCGCAAGCCGCCUCUUUGUAUGCGUUCAAGCGUCACCUCUUAUCCUUUUCCUCUUGUACAGUCAUGGCGCAAGGUUCUUUUGCUCUCUCUUUUGUCGGGAUACGCUUUUAAUGCUUCAUGAUAAGUUAGGAACGUAG